Messenger RNA from Spea bombifrons (plains spadefoot toad), 5534 nucleotides. It is a transcript of the gene SMARCA4, whose product is annotated as SWI/SNF related, matrix associated, actin dependent regulator of chromatin, subfamily a, member 4. NCBI's taxonomy places the organism in Eukaryota, Metazoa, Chordata, Amphibia, Anura, Pelobatidae. Gene Ontology annotation, cellular component: nucleus. The record is from RefSeq and is a predicted model, not a curated record. Gene Ontology annotation, molecular function: histone binding; transcription factor binding; DNA binding. Gene Ontology annotation, biological process: positive regulation of transcription by RNA polymerase II. The transcript has 34 exons. The coding region runs from base 134 to 4960 and encodes 1608 amino acids.
UGGGGGAGGGGUGAGCCGGUUAGUAGAGCGAAAAGGCUGUGGGUUUCUGUUCGCGGAGUACCCGGCAGAGGUGGUCGCAGGAGGCGGGGAGAGAUUGUCAGAUUGGCAGUGAUUGGAUUUCCCCUUCGAAGCUAUGUCCACCCCAGACCCUCCUAUGGGGGGCACCCCCCGGCCUGUCCCCUCUCCCGGGCCAGGACCUUCUCCUGGUUCUAUGCUUGGUCCCAGCCCAGGGCCCUCACCAGGAUCUGCGCACAGCAUGAUGGGACCGAGCCCUGGACCACCCAUCCCUCCACAGGGACCAUCUGGUUACCCACCUGAAAGCAUGCACCAGAUGCACAAGCCGAUGGAUUCCAUGCACGAAAAAGCUAUGUCUGAAGACUCUCGUUACAAUCAGAUGAAGGGAAUGGGUAUGAGACCUGGGGGCCACUCUGGAAUGGGGCCACCACCAAGCCCCAUGGACCAACACUCACAAGGUUACCCAUCACCUCUCGGAAGCUCUGAACACGUGCCGAGCCCCGUCCCCUCGAAUGGCCCUCCGUCUGGACCCCCGCUUCCUUCUGGAUCAGGACCGGUGAACAUGGAGAAUUCUGACCCCCAGCAGCAGCAGCAGCAGCCGCAGCAGCCGGCAAAUCGCACUCCUACACCCUUCAAUCAGAAUCAGCUGCAUCAGUUACGGGCGCAGAUCAUGGCCUACAAGAUGCUGGCCCGAGGUCAGCCCUUACCCGAUCACCUUCAGAUGGCUGUGCAGGGCAAGAGACCCAUGCCGGGCAUGCAGCAGCAGAUGCCAACGCUACCUCCACCCGCAGCUUCUGGGGCUGGAACAGUACCCACCCCGGGGCAAGGACCUGGGCCGGGGCCCACACCACCCAAUUACAACCGACCUCAUGGUAUGGCCGGGCCUGCCAUGCCUCCUCCGGGGCCGUCUGGCGCCCCUCCUGGUAUGCCUGGUCAUCCUCCUGGUGCUCCUGCUAAACCCUGGCCUGAAGUUCCCAUGGCCAACGCUGCAGCUCCGGCCACCGCUCCGCAGAAGCUGAUUCCUCCGCAGCCUACGGGUCGGCCCUCUCCUGCUCCGCCUGCCGUGCCCCCCGCUGCGUCUCCGGUCAUGCCGCCCCAGACGCAGUCCCCCGGCCAGCCGGCGCAGCCUCCUCCAAUGGUCCAGUUCCACUCCAAGGCCAACCGAAUAACCCCCAUUCAGAAACCUCGUGGCCUGGAUCCCGUGGAGGUGCUGCAGGAACGGGAAUACAGGCUCCAGGCAAGAAUUGCACAUCGGAUCCAGGAGCUGGAGAACCUGCCGGGGUCUCUGGCUGGAGAUCUGAGGACCAAAGCCACGAUAGAGCUAAAAGCGCUGAGGCUUCUUAACUUCCAGAGACAACUGAGACAGGAGGUGGUGGUCUGCAUGAGACGGGACACCUCUCUGGAGACCGCGCUCAACGCCAAGGCCUACAAGCGCAGCAAGCGGCAGUCCUUGAGAGAGGCGCGGAUCACGGAGAAACUGGAGAAACAGCAGAAAGUGGAGCAAGAACGCAAGAGACGCCAGAAGCACCAGGAAUAUCUAAACAGCAUUCUCCAGCACGCCAAGGAUUUCAAGGAAUUCCACCGUUCGGUCACUGGAAAGAUCCAGAAACUGACAAAGGCCGUGGCCACGUACCACGCCAACACGGAACGGGAACAGAAGAAAGAGAAUGAGAGGAUCGAGAAGGAGAGAAUGCGCAGGCUCAUGGCGGAAGAUGAGGAAGGCUACAGGAAGCUCAUCGACCAAAAGAAAGACAAGCGUCUGGCGUACCUCUUGCAGCAGACGGACGAGUACGUCGCCAACCUGACCGAGCUGGUUAGGCAACACAAAGCCGUUCAGGCGCUGAAGGAGAAGAAGAGACGAAAAAAGAAAAAGUUGCCAGACAAUGCCGACGGGCAGCAGCCUUCACUCGGACCGGACGGAGAGCCUUUGGAUGAGACCAGUCAGAUGAGCGAUCUUCCGGUGAAGGUCAUCCACGUGGAGAGUGGGAAGAUUCUUACAGGUGCUGAUGCGCCAAAGGCCGGGCAGCUAGAAACCUGGCUGGAGGUCAACCCUGGGUAUGAAGUAGCUCCGAGAUCCGACAGCGAGGAGAGUGAAUCGGAUGAGGAGGAGGAGGAAGAAGAAGAAGAGCAGCCGCAGGUUGCUAAUCUCCCCGCAGUGGAGGAGAAGAAGAUUCCCGACCCAGACAGCGAUGAAGUCUCUGAAGUGUAUGCUCGGGAAAUUAUCGAACAUGCCCGGCAGGAUGUAGAUGAUGAAUAUAGCAUAUCGCAGGCAGCGGCCAGAGGUCUCCAGUCGUACUACGCCGUGGCGCAUGCCGUGAGCGAGAAGGUUGAGAAGCAGUCCUCCUUGCUGGUGAAUGGUAUCCUGAAGCAUUACCAGAUUCAAGGCUUGGAAUGGUUGGUGUCUCUUUACAAUAACAACCUGAACGGCAUCCUGGCAGACGAAAUGGGUCUAGGAAAGACCAUUCAGACCAUUGCUCUGAUCACAUACCUCAUGGAGCACAAGCGGAUCAACGGGCCUUUCCUCAUCAUUGUGCCGCUCUCGACUCUUUCCAACUGGGUUUAUGAGUUCGAUAAAUGGGGGCCAUCGGUGGUGAAAGUUUCUUACAAGGGCUCUCCAGCGGCCCGUCGAGCCUUCGUGCCCCAGCUCCGCAGUGGAAAGUUCAACGUGCUGCUCACUACGUACGAAUACAUUAUUAAGGACAAGCAUAUCCUCGCCAAGAUCCGGUGGAAAUACAUGAUCGUAGAUGAAGGCCAUCGUAUGAAGAACCAUCACUGCAAGCUCACGCAAGUCCUAAACACCCACUACGUGGCUCCCCGGCGGCUGCUUCUGACGGGGACCCCGCUGCAGAACAAGCUGCCCGAGCUGUGGGCCCUGCUCAACUUUCUGCUUCCGACGAUCUUCAAGAGCUGCAGCACUUUCGAGCAGUGGUUCAACGCCCCCUUCGCGAUGACCGGCGAGAAGGUGGAUCUGAAUGAAGAAGAAACUAUUCUGAUCAUUCGGCGUCUCCAUAAGGUCCUGCGCCCUUUCCUCCUACGAAGGCUUAAAAAGGAGGUGGAGGCUCAGCUGCCGGAGAAGGUGGAAUAUGUCAUUAAAUGCGACAUGUCGUCGUUACAGAGAGUCUUGUACCGACACAUGCAAGCCAAGGGGGUCCUCCUUACAGACGGCUCCGAGAAGGAUAAAAAGGGUAAAGGUGGAACCAAGACCCUUAUGAACACUAUCAUGCAGCUGAGGAAAAUCUGCAACCAUCCAUACAUGUUCCAGCACAUAGAGGAGUCUUUCUCUGAACACUUGGGACACAGUGGAGGCAUCGUACAAGGGUUGGAUCUCUACCGCGCAUCGGGAAAAUUCGAGCUUCUGGACCGGAUCCUUCCCAAGUUACGAGCCACCAACCACAAGGUCCUGCUCUUCUGCCAGAUGACCACUCUCAUGACCAUAAUGGAAGAUUAUUUUGCUUAUCGUGGAUUUAAAUACCUCAGGUUGGAUGGGACCACAAAAGCAGAGGACCGUGGGAUGCUCCUGAAGACGUUCAACGAGCCGGCGUCGGAGUAUUUUAUCUUCCUCCUCAGCACCCGCGCCGGGGGUUUGGGCCUUAACUUGCAAUCUGCGGAUACCGUCGUCAUAUUCGAUAGCGACUGGAACCCGCACCAGGAUCUUCAGGCUCAGGACCGCGCUCACCGCAUCGGGCAGCAGAACGAGGUGCGCGUGCUGCGCCUGUGCACGGUGAACAGCGUGGAGGAGAAGAUCCUGGCGGCGGCCAAGUACAAACUGAACGUGGACCAGAAGGUCAUUCAGGCAGGGAUGUUUGACCAGAAGUCCUCCAGCCACGAGAGGAAGGCGUUCCUGCAGGCCAUUCUGGAGCACGAGGAGCAGGACGAGGAGGAGGACGAGGUGCCGGACGACGAAACCGUGAACCAGAUGAUCGCCAGAAACGAAGAAGAGUUUGAUCUGUUCAUGCGUAUGGACUUGGACAGACGGAGAGAGGAGGCACGGAACCCAAAACGCAAGCCCCGGUUGAUGGAGGAGGAUGAGCUGCCCUCCUGGAUCAUUAAAGAUGACGCGGAGGUCGAGCGCUUAACCUGUGAAGAGGAAGAGGAGAAGAUGUUUGGACGCGGGUCCCGGAGUCGCAAGGAGGUGGAUUACAGCGACUCCCUCACAGAAAAACAGUGGCUGAAGGCCAUCGAAGAAGGAACGUUAGAAGAGAUCGAAGAGGAAGUCCGCCAGAAGAAAACCACUCGCAAAAGGAAGAGGGAUGUGGACCCGAGCGUGGGAACCCCGACCACGAGUUCCCGUAACAGGGAACGGGACGACGAAGGCAAAAAACAGAAGAAGAGAGGGCGUCCCCCGGCCGAAAAGCUGUCCCCCAACCCUCCAAACCUGACCAAGAAGAUGAAGAAGAUCGUGGAUGCUGUUAUCAAGUACAAAGACAGUACCUCCAGCCGCCAGCUUAGCGAGGUCUUCAUCCAGCUGCCGUCUCGGAAAGAGCUUCCGGAGUACUACGAGUUGAUCCGUAAGCCGGUGGACUUCCGGAAGAUCAAGGAGAGGAUUCGAAAUCACAAGUACCGGAGUCUGAACGACCUGGAGAAGGAUGUCAUGCUGCUGUGUCAGAACGCGCAGACCUUUAACCUCGAGGGGUCCCUGAUCUACGAAGACUCCAUUGUCUUGCAGUCGGUCUUCACCAGUGUCAGGCAGAAGAUAGAGAAGGAGGAGGAAAGUGAGGGAGAGGAGAGCGAAGAGGAGGAGGAUGUGGAAGAGGAAGGCUCAGAGUCUGAAUCUCGCUCCGUCAAGGUGAAGAUAAAGCUGGGCCGUAAAGAGAAGGUACAGGAGCGGACGAAGGGCCGCCGGAGGGCCAGCCGGGGCUGCCGAGCGAAGCCGGUGGUUAGUGACGAUGACACAGAAGAGGAUCAGGAGGAGGAGCGCUCGGCAAGCGGAAGCGAAGAAGACUGAGGACGUCCUCGGAACAUUCCUUUUUUUGGGGGGGACCUUUCCACGUGCAUUCCAAAACUGCCACCAGAGGGCCUAUCCCAACCUCAAAACAACCCCCGUGCGCCCUCCUACCCCACCCCCACCCCCCCAUUUCCGUAGGUCACUAACGGGUAGCCAGACAUGUAGUGAAACUGUACAAAAUUAAAUUCUUCCAUAUUUAUAUGAACGAGGAGUUUUAGGGAAAUAAACGGUCGUAGCAUCUUCUUGAAAGCAUUAACUAUCUGGCCCGGCCCCUGGGCCUCUCAGGAUAGGUUUAAACGGAUUCUGACUUUUGAUGAUAUAUAUAUAUUAUUUUUUUUUAUGAUUACGGCAGUACUGUUGCAGUAUGGAUCACUGUAGUAUGGGCCGUGGAUGCAUGCAGGUAGCAAUCCACCCGUUAGUACUGUAUUUUACAAAAACAGGUCAAAAUAAACCAGCCCAGCGCCCCCCUCGCUCCCGGUGCGCCGAGAGGGGGCUGGCAGCGGUAGCUGUAUGUAUGUUUGUCAGUGUCACUGGAUUUCAAACAGUUAUAAAUUAAAACAAGAUGGGAUACCUC